Messenger RNA from Colletes gigas, 2920 nucleotides. RefSeq names its product cytoplasmic dynein 1 intermediate chain-like (gene sw). The transcript has 13 exons. The record is from RefSeq and is a predicted model, not a curated record. Gene Ontology annotation, biological process: transport along microtubule. Bases 150 to 2288 code for a protein of 712 amino acids. Lineage: Eukaryota; Metazoa; Arthropoda; Insecta; Hymenoptera; Colletidae. Gene Ontology annotation, cellular component: cytoplasmic dynein complex. Gene Ontology annotation, molecular function: dynein light chain binding; dynein heavy chain binding.
CGGUGGUGCUAUUGUUGCAAUGCGAAAGUUUCGUACAUAUGUCGGGUGGGUCGGAUAGAUGAUGUAGAAAUCCACAACUACUGUAAUUUAUAGCACCGAAAUCUUUGAAACAUUUUACUCAACAUAAGGUAGUAAAACAGACUAGCAAGAUGAUGUCCGAUAGAAAAGCUGAGCUUGAGAGGAAAAAGGCCAAGCUUCAAGCUAUAAGGGAAGAAAAUGAGAGACGUAGAAGAGAGAAGGAACAGAAAGAUAUCGAGGAAGCUACGGUCCGUGCUGCAGGUACAGACAAAGACCAACGUAAAGAAUUGGAUGCUAUGCUUUCAUCUUUAGGAGUAGCUCCAGUAUCAGAUGUGGUAUCCAGCUUAUCUAGUAUGAAUUCUUUAACACCGGAACAGAGUGCCAAUGCUACUCCUGAUGCUAGUUUACAACCAUCCAGUAUAAACUCUGCUCAAAGCGCUGGACGUAGGAAAAAUCGGGAACUCACGGUCGUCUCCGUGGCUCAAACUAAUAUUCCGCCGAAGGAAGCUGUGGUCUAUAAUAAACAAACACAGACCAUUCAGACAACGCUCACAUCCCACGACGAACUGUCCACAUCAUCUUCUGCAUACACCAUCUACUCCUGUUCAACAACAACACCAACUCACUCUUACUCCGCAGGCUACUUUGAGACUGACUGGUGGCGUCCCAGGAAAGGUGGGUCUGCACCAAACUACCUAUACGAGUACAAUCUAAAUCCUGGUUUAGAAUGGGAGGACGAAUUUACAGCCGAAGAUGAAGAGAACAGCUUGCCGCACAUGGACGGUUUCCAAAGCAAACUCCCCCCGGGAAUUCUUCCUCACGGUUUGCCGCAAGUUAAGGAAGUGCAGCCCGCCGUUACGCAAGUGGAGCAAGAAAAGGAAAAGGAAAAGCCUAAAGAAGUACAAGAACUUAGCGAGGAGGAAAAACAAAUGAUUAUACUGUCCGAGGAAUUUCAACGAUUCCUCGAUCGCACUAGUAGAAUCGUGGAAAGGGCGUUAGGGGAAUCAGUCGAUAUUUAUACCGAUUAUACUGGCAACAUGGACGGUGAAGAUGGAAUGGACGAGAAGAGCCAUCAACGUCUAUGGUUGAAUCGAUCGUUUUUCUGCGAUCGAUGGUCUCGUAAUCGCUGUGUCACUUCGAUGGAUUGGUCGCCGCAGUUCCCAGAACUGCUCGCGGCCUCUUAUAACAACAACGACGACACCCCGAACGACCCUGACGGGGUUUGUUUAGUUUGGAACACGAAAUUUAAAAAAACCACGCCAGAGUUUAUUUUCCACUGUCAGUCGCCAGUAUUGUCGAUCACCUUUGCGAGAUUUCACCCUAAUCUGAUCUUAGGUGGCACUUAUUCCGGACAAAUAGUCCUUUGGGAUAACAGGGUGCAGAAACGAACUCCGAUUCAACGCACGCCAUUGUCCGCGAACGCACACACUCAUCCCGUGUAUUGUUUAAACGUUGUCGGGGCUCAAAACGCACACAACUUGAUAAGCAUUUCCACCGACGGGAAACUAUGUUCGUGGAGUUUAGACAUGUUGUCACAGCCGCAAGAGAGACUGGAGUUACACGUCAAACAAUCGAAAGCAAUCGCUGCUACUUGUUUAGCGUUUCCUCAUGGCGACGUUAAUAAUUUCGUGGUAGGCAGCGAGGAUGGUACUGUUUAUUCCGCUUGUCGUCACGGUACGAAAGCAGGAGUAUUAGAGACCUACGAAAGUCACCAAGGACCAGUUACUGGAGUUAGUGCACACGCGGUCCAAGGUGGAAUAGAUUUCUCGCACCUGUUCCUGACAUCUUCCAUCGACUGGACGAUCAAGCUCUGGAGUCUGAAGGAGAACAAACCCCUCUAUUCCUUCGAGCAUAAUGGCGAUUACGUUUACGACGUUGCAUGGUCACCCACCCACCCGGCACUGUUCGCUGCCGUAGACGAUUCGGGAAGAUUAGAUUUAUGGAAUCUCAAUCAAGAUACCGAAGUGCCUACCGCGAGUAUUAUGAUCGAAGGAUGCCCAGCUCUUAACAGAGUCUCGUGGACACCGAGCGGUUUACAUGUAACGGUUGGCGACGAUACUGGAAAGAUUUGGGUCUACGACGUUGCCGAGCACUUAGCACAUCCAAGAAUCGAUGAGUGGAAUAAGUUUUUAUACACGCAACAGGAGUUGAAAAACAACAAAGCGGACGAAGAAUUGCAUAAACUUAAUCUACGAGAACCUGUAUCGUUAAGUUCUAUAACCCCUCUGAUACAGACGUGUCCCCCCUUUAAAGAUACAUUUAUGAUAUAACCGUUAAAUUUAACUCGAGUACUUUAAACGAUAAAAAUCAAAUAAAUUCAAAAUAUUUAUAACCAUAGAAAACCUGAAAUGAAGUAAAAAUGAAAGUUUAUGCACUAAUUUUAAUUUAUAGGUGUACCCUUAACUAUUUGUGGAAUACCUUCAGUCUGUAUAAAGUGUUAAACUUUAACCUUUUCAUUAUAUAGAUGCAAUUACUGCGAACUCAAACGGCUAUAAUUCAACGUGUCCGAUAGAAGCAGUAUAUUAUUAUUGAAUGACUCUAACGCGAUACAUAAUAAAGAAUGUGCGCAACAUGUAUUUGCAUGUAAAUAAUACAAGCUAUGAACGCGGCUUGAAAUAAAAAAUUGCAUAAAUACAAUACGAUAAUUACGAAUUUGACAGUAUUUACAUCAAGCAAUUUGUAUUAUAAUUUGUUCUUUAUUAUUUUUCGUGAAUAUAUAUCAUUAUGUUUCGAAUCAUUUUUCAAGAAUAAUUUGUUUCCGUUCUACUGCUUUUAUCUAACAUAUUAAAGACAACUUCAGCAGAAUACUUACACGAUAUUCCAAUUGAAAGUAAUAUAAUAUCUAGUAUCGUCCUUUUUAAAUAACUUUAUUAUUAUUAUUUAUAUCCAUACAAAAAUAAUU